Hippocampus zosterae (dwarf seahorse) is the source of this 4328-nucleotide messenger RNA. It is a transcript of the gene tbc1d2b, whose product is annotated as TBC1 domain family, member 2B. Bases 970 to 3891 code for a protein of 973 amino acids. Lineage: Eukaryota; Metazoa; Chordata; Actinopteri; Syngnathiformes; Syngnathidae. The transcript has 14 exons. The record is from RefSeq and is a predicted model, not a curated record.
GUCAGAUUCACACUGAGUGGAAUCAUCUGCUCCAUCUUCAGUCUUUUUCACUUCAUAAGUGAUCACAGUUUCGGAAAGUAUGAUCAGUGUUCCUGUAGACGUGGGAUAACAGCUUUGCAGAUCUUAUUUUGUCAGUCAGCUUUAUGAUGGCGGAUGAUGCUUUAUGACCCAGAAUAGUUCAGUUCACAGCUGUGCGUUAUCAAGAGUAAGUAGUUGGAAUUUCUUGAUCUCUUAAGAAUUUGAGACUUUGGUGUUCCUCAACUUUUGACUGGUACCGUACAUGCACUUAUACUGUAUAAAUAAUCAUUUCUGUCUGGUUUCACACAUGUACAGGAAAUUCAAGACAUUUUUGGGUCUCAACGUGCCUUUGUCACAAUCAGUUACAUUAAAAAAAAAAGUUUUACAUUGUUUUAAAGGAUAUUGUCGGGCAGUAUAUUAAUUUGCACACAUCCUAGUUUGUAUUUUUUUCUAUUGACAUUCAUGCACUUAAAAAUACAUUAAUUCGAAGUUACCCACCAAUUAGCCUACGUAAUAUUUGAUGAGUAUUUUUUUAUGAAAUACUCACUACUUUUACUCAAGUAAUUAUUUGGAACACUACGUUUUACUCAUAUUCUGGACUAACACACAGUUAGUUAUCUUGAGUACAUCGACUACUCAUACCGUUGCUGUAGUGUUGUCAAUUGCACCCCGACCAAAUAUUUAUGGCCUCAGCAUACAUCAAUAUUUUUAAUUGAAGUAAUUUAACAUUUAGUAAUAAUCUCCAAAAUGUUUAUCAGCACGUUUGAGUUUGGGGUGGGGGCAAACUAAUCGCGGCAAACAGCGCCACUCAGCGGCAAACUAGUCAUUUCCCCAUUCCCAAAAUAGACUUCACCUCCCAUGAUGCUUUGCCCAUGAACGUCGGCGAGUCAUGCGGGAGGAAACCGGAGUGGGCACGCGUUACGCUGCACGAAGUAGAAACUUCGGGGAAAGAUGCACGAAGAGGAGGAUGUCGUUGAGCCGAACUCCGGCCCAGCUCCUCAGCUACAAGCCUCCGUCAAGGCGGUCGACGGAGUCGACGUGGAGGUGCCGAAGGAGCACACACCCAAGCUGUGCGGCUUCUUGAGCAAACUGUCCGGGAAGGGGCCCCUGAGGGGGUACAAGCCGCGGUGGUUCGUUUACGAUCCAAGGAAAUGUUAUCUGUAUUACUUCAAGAGUCCUCAGGACGCCUUGCCUCUUGGACACAUUGAAAUAGGCGAUGCGUGCUUCAGCUACGACGUGGAAGCCGAAGAGGGACACUUUCAGAUCAGCACGGCCGGGAAAGAGUUUCUACUUAAGGCCCCCAGCAAGCAGGUGAUGCACUCCUGGCUGCAGCAGCUCCAACAGAAACGUUGGGAGUUCAGCAACUCACGAGGCUACGGGCAGAGGGACAGCUGGAGCUCGCCCACUUUAGCCUACCCAAUUAGUGGGCUUGUAGCCGAAGACAAUGAUGCGUUCCUCUUCGAGAAGCUCAGCGACAGCAUGGAGAAGGUCCGCAGUGACUUUGCCUUGGAGUCCGAGACUGAAGGCGGUGGAACGGUUGGCAUCCAAUCGGCGAGAGGGACGUCCAAUUCCACAAAUACCCUCAAUUUCUCGCUCAAGAAUUUUGGUACAGAGCUCAGGAACUCGAUGUCAUAUCUGCGACCGGGUCGGGGAGGCGAGAGCAGACGCAGUGUGUUUUACACCGGCAACAACAGCAGUGCAGAUGAUUGGGAGCUGGUAGAUGCUCCACCCAAAGACUUCCCCGAACACAAACCUCAUCCAUAUACUCACAGACAUUCCUUUGGAUCGGCGAUUGAGUUUGUGGGCAACUCGUCAAGGCCCAAGUGGACUCUCCUCCGUGACAUGAUGGGCUCCGGGAAGUUGGGCCGCAACGCGGCCGAGAUGCGCAGUGCAGAGAGCUCCCCGGUGGAGUUUAACGGCAAGUUUUUGGAGAUGCAACUUCGUCUCCAAAGCCAGCAGGAGGAAGUGUGUCGCAUGCAACAGGAACAAGCCAAACUCAAGGAGGAGCUGGUCAGUCAGAAGGAGCUGGUGAGACUAUUGCAGCAGACCUUAAGAACAUCCCAGAGCGAUCGCCAGCCAGCACAUCGUCCACUGCCGCCUUCCGAUAGAUCUUCCGCUGAGUACAAUCAGACUCACCACCGAGAAGUAAGCCCGGAGGAGGUUGCACGUUUAGAGGCCCAUGUUGAGGAACGAGAUGGACAGAUCCAGUCCCUGUGCGGCCAUAUGGAGCGUUUGGCCUUGGAGAAGGAAAGCCUCCAGCAAGAGCUGAAGGGUCUGAAAAUCAAGGUUGGGGAGAUAAACGACCAGCUGGGCAUGCUGAUGGAGACCAUUCAGGCCAAAGAUGAAGUCAUCAUGAAACUGUCGCAGCAGAGCUCUGAGCUGAGCGGGACUCCAAAUGACGGUUCACCGGCUCCCAGAAAAGACCAACAGGAACUGGACAUCCUCAAGGACAGUCUUCAAGGGUUUAAAACUCAAAACAAAUUUCUAAACAAAGAGAUCCUGGAGCUGACAGAGUUGCGCCGAAAUGCUGAAAGUCGUGAGAAAGCCUUGGAGGCAAAGUACACAGCCCUGGAAGCCAAGCUGUGUCAGGUGGAGAGUAAAUAUCUGGUGCUGCUCCAAGAAGUGAAGAACCCAGUGUGCUCAUCUUCGGAGCCGAGUCCUGCUGGGGAGGUCAUCUCCCGAUUGUUGGAGGACGCUCUACAGUUGGAGAGCCCCGAGCAGGAAGAGAACCAUAUCUUUAGACCCAACACUGUCAGCGAGUAUGACGUGUAUGGUUUCAAGACGUUGCCCGAGGAAGAGGAAGAGGAGGAGCGCCUCGUCGCCAAAGUGAGAGCCUUGGAGCUCAAGUCUCUCUCCAUGACGGAUCAGGAGGUGUCUGUCGGCGUCAAGUGGGAGAACUAUCUGUCCGGCACCAUGAACCGGAACUUGGUUCGCUCCCCCGAGCUCAAAACGUUGAUCCGCUGGGGUAUUCCCCACGAGCAUCGCUCUCAGUUGUGGCGCUGGUGCGUCUCCCUCCACGUCAAGAAGUUCCGGGAGCACUUGCCGGCCGAUUAUUAUGAAACGUUACUGAACGUGGCCCGGGACAAACCCAACCCUGCUUCGAAGCAGAUUGAGCUGGAUUUAUUGCGAACUUUACCCAACAACAAGCACUACUCUUCUCCCAGUGCGAUCGGCAUCCAGAAGCUCAGGAAUGUUCUGGUGGCUUUCUCCUGGAGAAAUCCGGACAUCGGCUACUGCCAGGGACUAAACAGAUUGGCAGCUAUUACGUUGCUGUAUUUGGACCAAGAAGAUGCCUUUUGGAGCCUCAUAGCCAUUGUGGAAGUGUUCAUGCCGAGAGAUUACUACACCAAGACUCUGCUUGGCUCGCAGGUGGACCAGCGUGUGUUCAAGGACUUGAUGAGCGAGAAGCUGCCGCGACUCCACGCCCACUUUGAGCAGCACAAGGUGGACUUCUCGCUCAUCACUUUCAACUGGUUCCUGGUGGUGUUUGUGGACAGCGUGGUCAGCGAUAUCCUCUUCAAGAUCUGGGACGCCUUCCUCUACGAAGGUCCAAAGAUUAUAUUUCGCUUCGCCCUUGCUCUCUUCAAAUACAAGGAGGAGGAGUUUUUGAAGUUGCAGGAUUCCACCACCAUCUUCAAAUAUCUCCGUUAUUUCACUCGCACAAUCCUUGAUUCCAGGAAGCUAAUGAACAUCGCUUUCGUGGACAUGAAUCCAUUCCCCAUGAGGCAGAUCCACAACCGGCGUUCCUUCCACCUGGAGAAGGUCCGCCUGGAGCUGACCGAGCUGGAGGCCAUCAGGCAGACCUUCCUGCGGGAGAGGGAGACGUCUCAGGACGGACGCAGCUUUGUCAGCGACGACGAAGAAGACAACUGAAAACCGUCUGGUCGGAUGUGGUAUAGGACAGGAAUGUGCUUUGACACAGUUUGCGUUUCAUUGUUGCUGGACCAAUCAACUUGUGGACCAAAAUAUCGUAGCCUAUCAGUAUUCCUGCCUUUUUUCCUUUUUUAUGUUUUACAUCGCUCUUGUGUCUUUACAUUACAACUUGUCUUACGGUGGCUGUCCGAAUCGUUUUUUCUUUCUUUUGUGGCUGUAACAUUUUAUAUGUACAUGUGCAUCUCAAUCAAUUAAUCAAUUGUGGAAAAUGCCAUUUUAGUGCAUUUCAAAAAGUAAAACCAUUAUAUAGAUUCACUGCACACGGAAUGAAAUAUUUCAUGAUUCUAUUACGAAUUUUGAUGAUUAAUAGCUUACAGCAAGCCAAAACUCACAAUCCAAAUUUCAAAUAUGUAAUAUUCCAGUGUUUUUGGGGCCCC